GUUAAAUUUGAAAAUGUAUCAGAAAAUGAGAAAUACUAUGUUUUCACCUGUGAAGUUCCAUGCAAUUGACUAUACUUAUGAGAAACUGGAAAAAGAGAGAAUUACCUUUCAGUUGUUAUCAAUUCACCUCCCUUUUAGUUUAUACCAGGAUAUACAUUACUAUCAUAAUGGAAAAUUGAUUGAUAAUAAAUAUAGAAGACCCUGGACAAGAGCUUCAGCUGAUUCCACUGCGAUUAAUAUUUCAGUAGCUGAUAUUUGGAAAAAAUGUUUCUUCACUGAAGAUUUCUUAGAGAAGUGAGUCUUCUUUUAAAUUGGAAGCGACAAUGUUGCAUUCCAAAAUUAAUUUACUUAGGGAUUUU
Molecule: messenger RNA, 359 nt
Organism: Thamnophis elegans (Western terrestrial garter snake)
Lineage: Eukaryota; Metazoa; Chordata; Lepidosauria; Squamata; Natricidae
Product: protein shortage in chiasmata 1 ortholog-like
Exons: 3
Coding region: 14-298 (94 amino acids)
Biological process (GO): resolution of meiotic recombination intermediates
Cellular component (GO): condensed nuclear chromosome
Molecular function (GO): single-stranded DNA binding; ATP hydrolysis activity
Source: RefSeq, a predicted model, not a curated record